CACCGAGCAGCCCGGUACCCCCUUUCUGCGGCGUGCCAGCGUCCGUGUGCACGUGUACGUGCUCCGUGUUGCGCUCUUUGUUCUGAGAUGUCACCCUGUGCUCUGCGUGAGAGUCAACUUCUGACUGCUGACCAAACAAAAACACGGUUCACAGGGAAGUGUAACUUCUGAAAUAACAAAAAAAUACGAGGAAUCGCGACUGUGACGCUGGCAAGACUGCCAAGCUCUCUAGGGUGCCAGAGCAGCCCAGCUGCCCGGGGCUCCUGCAGCUCCCGGGAGAAGAGGGGUGAAACUCCCCCACAGGCACACGCUUUCUGUGCUCCUCUGUGACAUUGGCCUUACCCUUGAGGGAAAAGAGCAUCUCUUUUACGAGCAGGGUUUAAAGAUAAUGGGGCGCGGUGGCAGCGUGGAGAAACGCGGAGUUCCCUGCAGGGGCUGCGCUUGCGUGUCCCGAUCUGCCCCUUGCCGAUAAGGAUGGCGCCUGCAGAGAAGCCUGGUGCCUCCCUUGGACCAGGUGAACUGUGAGCUUUGACCGGCACCUGGCAGAGACGCGUGCGGCGCGGGGGGGUGGCACAGGCCUUUGUCAAACAGGUGCUGUCUUAGCCCAGCACGGGUGCCUGAUGAUACCUUGUUUCUCCUGCCGUGGCUGAACCUAUGACCCCGUUGCCAAUCUUCCUUUCUCCGAAAACAUGAUCCGGAAUGCGUGCUGUGCUGCGUGGAGGAUUUCUUAAAAAAAAAAACCAAACCAAACAAACAGUGUGGGAACAACCCCCGUGGCAGGGUGCAGGGACGCUGGUGUCUGGGAACGUGAGCAGCAGUCUGUGUGUCCUGCACGUGUCACACGGCCCCUAAGUCUGACUUCUGCUCCCAGGCAGCUCUGCCAGGAGCUCCUGGGCUGCGUGCUCUUUAGGGAACCCUCCUGCAGAAGUUUCCUUGGUAGAAAAAAAUGAAAUGUUGAAGAGAAAGUGCAGUAGUUUUGUUGCUGCAGAGGUGCUAAGAGGACCGUUAUGUCUAAUAAAAAGUAUUGAAAAUUUCUAAGUCAGAAUUGUUCCCCGCAAGCAGCGGUGUUUCCAGUGUUGUAUAAUACCACUGCUCUUAUCUGUGAGGAGAGGAUGGCUGAUUUAAGAUGCUACAGCCUCUGCCUACCGUGCCAAUUCAGUUGAUCAAGGACUCUACAGACACCAGUGCUUUUUUCCUCCAGAGGAAGGCAGUGCGUGGCCCUUUUAAAGUUUCGAAUUCUUACCGGUGUGUGGAGUUCCUUGCUGCAAUGUCCUGAGUCAUCAGUGAAGAGAGUCUACUGAGCAAUAGAGGCUAAAAUGUGGAACAUACUGAGUGUAAUUUAUUUAAACAGUUUCAUGGCUAUAGCUUUUGAAAUUCUUGUGUGAAAUAUCAAAUGUUUUUAUAUUGACUUUUGAAACGCUGAGUCUUGGAGACAAACUCGUAUGAAGUGCAAACAAUUUCUCUUAUGAGCAAGAAGAAGGAGCCUGUGAGAAGCCAGAACCGCUCCCAGGUCUGCCUGAGGACAAAAAGCUGUUUCAUCUGAGGGAUUCUCAAGUGUGUCAGAUUGCAAGAGGCGGCAGGACAGAGGCUGUUUGCAAAUAGCAGCCUGGCAGUUGGAGUUUAGCUGCUGCUAGAAAUGCUGCAAAAGAUUGUAGUUGGACAAACGGUGUUCAGUAGGCUAACCAGACUGCAGUGCUAUUUCCUUCCUUUGCCCCCGUCCUUUCUGCAUCAUGAGCACCUCCCAACCCUUCCUUUCUGUGCCUCUGGCACGUAGCCUGCAUGAAGUCUUUCUCUCUGCCCUAUUUCUGUCCCUAACCUAGCUUGUUUGCAUUCUGGCUCCACAGCGCUGUAAGAUCCUGUCUUUGCUCUGGCUCCGGAGGAGCUCUGCUCAGAGGGUGGCCAGGGAAACCCUCUCUGGGUCACUCCAUGUCAUGUCCCUACUGCCCCAUCCUUCCAGCACUGUGGCUUGUUGCUCCGUCUUUUGGUUAUGCCAUUCCAUCUCGGCCUGGACCAGAGGAGGCUGAUAAGAUGGGAGAAGGGGAUGGGGCAGACUGGGAGGUCAGCCGUAGAAAACGAAUGGAGACAAGCAAGCUUGAGGGAGAGAGGGAGGGAAAGGAGUGCUCCAAGGAGCACGUAAUGGCUGAUCUGGUGGUGCUGGGUCACGGUGUGGCUCACAUGGCAGCGGUGCAUGUCUGCUGGUUAUGUCACUACGUGCUGCCUUUUUUUCUUGCCUUAGGGGGUGUGAUAGCUUACAUCAGCUCUUCGAGCUCGGCAUCUAGCCCAGCCUCAUGUCACAGCGAGAGCUCAGACAGCGGUUUCCAGUCGUCCUCUUCGCCUGUUCCAUCUCCUCCAAACAGCUCCUCCUCGGAAAGCGGAUGCAAUGGCCGGAGCAGUGAAGGCUCUGACGGGGCGCUGAAGAGCGAUCGGCUGGAGGAGACUAUUAAAACAAACCAGUCAAGUGUUGCUGGUUUGACAAAAGGCCAUAAUGGAGUCACAAAAUUUAAUGGCAUGGUUCUUCUUUGCAAAGUCUGUGGAGAUGUCGCUUCAGGAUUUCAUUAUGGUGUUCAUGCCUGUGAGGGCUGCAAGGGUUUUUUCAGAAGAAGCAUUCAGCAGAACAUCCAGUAUAAGAAGUGCUUGAAGAAUAACAACUGCUCUAUAAUGAGAAUGAAUAGGAACAGAUGCCAGCAGUGUCGUUUCAAAAAAUGCCUGUCUGUUGGGAUGUCAAGAGAUGCUGUUCGAUUUGGCCGUAUUCCCAAGCGUGAAAAACAGAGGAUGUUGAUUGAAAUGCAGAGUGCCAUGAAAACCAUGAUGAACAGUCAGUUCAGCGGUCACUUGCCCAAUGAAGCAUUAACAGAACAUCAAGACCAAGCACCUCAAGAAGAUCUUUCCUCCAAGCCCAAACAAGAGCGAGAAGCCAUCAAAAGCCCUUCUCCCCCUCCUAGUGCUGACAUGGCUAAGGAGGAAGUGAUCGGUAUGGUCACUAGGGCCCACAAAGACACUUUCAUGUACAACCAAGAACAGUCCCAAAACCCAGCAGAGAUGAUGCAGCCCCAGGGUGGGGAGAGAGUGUCAAAGAACAGCGAGCAGUACAUCCUGAGCAGUGAGCACUGUGUUGGUGGCCUCGGUGGCCCUCAGUACCCUGAAAGGGAGCAGCACCUUGGUGGACAGUACAAAGGGAGAAGCACAAUGCAUUAUCCAAGUGGGCACGCCGUGUGCUUCACAAACAGCCACUGCAUGAACUUCACCACUGGUUACACUCAGCGAAUGUGUGAGAGGAUCCCAGAAGAUGGCUUUUCUCCAAACAACAAUACCACUUACUCUUGCAGCACUGGAGGAAGAAUGCAUCUGGUCUGCCCGAUGAGUAAGACUCCCCAUGUGGACCCAAACAAGUCUGGCCAUGAGAUCUGGGAAGAAUUUUCCCUGAGUUUUACUCCAGCUGUGAAGGAAGUGGUGGAGUUUGCCAAGCGCAUCCCGGGUUUCCGAGAUCUCUCCCAGCAUGACCAGGUCAAUCUUCUGAAGGCUGGGACCUUUGAGGUUUUAAUGGUACGAUUUGCAUCUUUGUUUGAUGCAAAGGAACGUACUGUCACCUUCCUGAGUGGCAAGAAGUACAGUGUGGAUGACUUGCAUUCAAUGGGAGCUGGUGAUCUGCUCAACUCCAUGUUUGAAUUUAGUGAGAAACUAAAUGCCCUGCAACUUAGCGAUGAGGAAAUGAGUUUGUUUACAGCGGUUGUCCUGGUAUCUGCUGAUCGCUCCGGAAUAGAAAAUGUCAAUUCUGUGGAGGCACUUCAGGAAACACUAAUCCGUGCAUUAAGGACCUUAAUUAUGAAAAAUCACCCAAAUGAAGCCUCUAUUUUCACAAAACUUCUUUUGAAAUUACCCGACUUGCGUUCCUUAAACAACAUGCACUCUGAAGAACUGCUGGCCUUUAAAGUUCACCCAUAGGCCUUUAGGUCUCAUUUGUACUUGGACUUGCCUCGUGUUAAACUGUUUUGUGCUAAAAUAUGUAUUUAUACAGUUGUACCAUUUGUUGGAGAGAGUUCACAGACUGUGAACAGUUGAUAGCUGUCCCAUAACCAUGCAAUAAAGCUUUGGCAGGUGCUUUCAGCUGACGGUGGCGCAGCCUGCGGAAUCCUCCAAGGCAUCCAGGCCCAGCUGUGCCGCACUCCUGCAGAAGAGGCUGCCAUGAGCCCGAGUAAAUAUGGACUCUUCUUUCAUUUAGGAAAAAGAACCACCACUGCCCUCUCAUGUAAACAGAAUGCAAAGUAGCUGUGUAUGUGCUUAUGGAGCAUGGAAUGGGGUGGGAACAAUUCUGUGCUAAUAGGAAAAUGGAAGAGCUGAUUUAAUUGGUCUUUCACUUAUCUAGUAGAUGUAUGUCUGUGUCUCUUGAUAACUCAAUCAUGGUUUCACUAUUGUUAUUCCAUUAAACUCGAUGGAAUGGUUUCAGCCUGCACCAACUCUUCACUGAGCGUGUGUUCAUGCCAUGUGUAUAUAAUAUAAAUAGUUAAGUAGUGAGUGUUUAUGGCUAUAUAAAGUACAGAGUUGUGUGUAUAUAUGUGUAUGUAUAUAAAUAGUUCUAUACAUAAAGUAUACAUAUAAUUUCUUCACAAUAUUUUAAACUGUGAAGGAAUUUAAACUUAAAACAGAAGGUGAUCUAUGGAAAGAACCAAAUAGAUGCACUUUGCAUACUGCUGAACUAAUUAUCUGAGCAUUUUUUAGAAAACAUCAAAUUUGCAUUAAUAUGCUGUGUUUGUUAAUUUAAAAAAAAAAAAAUAACCAACAACCAAGAGUGGCACUAAAGAGGCAGAGUCAGAUUCAACUUCCAGAAGGGUUUCGUAGAGAAUCUCAAGCAGAGAUGGUUUGAUGUGGCACUAAUGAGAUGGAUUGUCCAUUGCCACUGAGGUUCUUGUGUUCUGAUAAAGGAUAAAGAAGCACCAGAUGCUCUUCAAAAACUUCAGCACAGCCAGAAAGAAACUAUCAGAUGAAUAGCAACGUCUGUCAGAAAAAGAAAAAAUGGGAAAAAUGUAUCCAUGGUUGCAUUUGGGUGUAUGUGUGUUCUGUGACUGUUUAUUUCUUGCAAUACAUCAUUUCGCUGCUUCAUUGCUAAAUGAGAAUUGAUAACAGAAAUGUGAGAUUCCCCAGUCUUUUCACCAUUUGGGCUUUGUGGUUCCCAUGCCUGUUCUUCUGGAGCUCUCCAUUGGUGCGUGUGCAUGUGAGCGUGUGUGAUGUGCAGAGAAGGUGCAUUAGACGGUCUGGAUAUUUGUAUUUUAUUUUUUUUCUUAAAAAAACACCACAAAAACCAACCAAACAAAUGGGACUUUUUUUGUUAUUUAUGCCAGUAGCAAAUUAUAAAGCAGAUCCACAACAUUUAAGAUUCUGCUGCUUUUCUGUUAAGGAAAGCAGCUCUCUAUGGGGUUUUUUCCAUUUGUAGCAGGACCUGGCACCAGAAAAGAGAGAUUAAAAGAAGUCAAAGCAGUUGUGUUAAUUAGUUACGUUUAUGUUUCGCUAAUGUGGGAAGAAGAUGCUCCAUCAUCCUUGUUCAGUUAACUUGCCUUAGAGGUAGCCCUCCGGGUCUCUGGUGUUUGGUAAAGCUACUCUUCAGAGGGAAUCUGCUCCUGGCAGUCAGGGCCAGGACCCCGGGAGCCUCCAGCCUGCAGAGCUCCUGCCCGCACCACGGUGGGCUGACAGGAGCCCUCCUGCCUGUGGUGGAGCUGCAGCAGAGGCAGACCUGUGCCUGCUGCUCAGCAUCAGGAUCUGCCAUGGGAAGAGGGAGGGCUUGCACCCUGCCGUGCUCCCCUCGCCUUGGGGCUGGGCAUUCUGCCUCGGACGGGAAGGAAGGGGCUGAGUGGGCGAGGCAAGUGCUUGAUAAGAGGUGGGGAAAAUUCAGCUCUAGCCUUGGCCAAGGAGCAGAAGAGCCCACUCUUUCCCCUCCUCUGCAGCUGCUGCAGGCAGGGCUGUCCUGCUUCAAGCUGCUUUAACCACUGGGUAAUGGCCCCUCCGUACAUAAAGUUUUGCUACCCUAAUGUGCUAUCAGGGCAUAUUGUCCUAAUUUCUGUUAACAGUCUGAAUCCUACCAGUAUUAUUUUUUGAGAGCUUCGCUGAAUUAUGCAUUGAACCAUUCAGACAGUAGAGAGGACACAGUCACACGGUUUUGAUUAUUUAGUUGCUGAAAUGACUUCUUUUGUAGACCUCAUUUUCAAACAUGGAAGGUACAGUUAGCCCUUGGUUGUUUCAGGAGGGAAGAAGGCUUCUUACAGAGAUUGCCACCCUACAGCUGUGUUUUGUGUUUUGUUUUAUUUUUUUUUUUUCUUCUUAAAACUGUAUUACUAAGCCUUUAGGAAUGUAUAACCAGGACUGAGUAAUUACUGCUUAUUAAAUUUUUUUAGUUAGAUUGACCAUGUAUGCCUAUAGAUAGAUAUUCUAACUUGUGCAAUUUCAUUUGAAAUAAUCUUCCUGUACAUAAUGGAAAAACUCACAUAACAGAAAAAAAAGAGCCCCAAACAGAUUGACUGAACAAAAAGCUGAUUAAAGUAUGGUUCAAAAGUGACCCAUGUAUUACAAACCCUAGCUGGACUCUUAAAAGAAAAUCUAAAUUCAUUGUGUUAGCUGUGUAUUGUGAGCUCUUCUUUUACUGUGUCACUGGUUAUACACUUGUUAAAUGCUGAGAUAAUAGACUUUCAUGCCAGGCAUUUGAGUACUGUAGAUUGGGUCAUUGCUGAAAGAUUAAUGUACUGUAUGACUUAAAUGAAAUUUUUAUUCUUGAUUUUAUUCUUGAUUUUGUUCUUGUUUUAAAAGAUUAAAUAUGGGCAUUAUGUCAGCAAGCUAAA
Parus major (Great Tit) is the source of this 6824-nucleotide messenger RNA. It is a transcript of the gene NR1D2, whose product is annotated as nuclear receptor subfamily 1 group D member 2. Gene Ontology annotation, biological process: hormone-mediated signaling pathway; negative regulation of transcription by RNA polymerase II; cell differentiation. NCBI's taxonomy places the organism in Eukaryota, Metazoa, Chordata, Aves, Passeriformes, Paridae. Gene Ontology annotation, molecular function: RNA polymerase II cis-regulatory region sequence-specific DNA binding; zinc ion binding; nuclear receptor activity. The record is from RefSeq and is a predicted model, not a curated record.